Physella acuta is the source of this 1643-nucleotide messenger RNA. RefSeq names its product DNA methyltransferase 1-associated protein 1-like. Gene Ontology annotation, biological process: negative regulation of transcription by RNA polymerase II; DNA repair; chromatin remodeling. Gene Ontology annotation, cellular component: nucleus; Swr1 complex; NuA4 histone acetyltransferase complex. The record is from RefSeq and is a predicted model, not a curated record. Lineage: Eukaryota; Metazoa; Mollusca; Gastropoda; Physidae. Gene Ontology annotation, molecular function: transcription corepressor activity.
AAUAAUAGAAGCUGAAUCACAGUUUUGGUUAUAAUCUCUGUCUCCUAUGGACAUAACCUGCUCCAGUGAUAAACCUGGCAGACUACAACAGAUGGCUACCAGCACAGAUGUGAGAGAUAUAUUGGAACUAGACACUGGCCAAGGGCAGACAGACUUUAUGACAAAGGAGUCUUUAAUGACUGAAGGGAAAAAGAAAAAAAUUCGCAAGUCAGAUGUGGGAAUUAAGCGACCAGAGGGUAUGCAUAGAGAGCUGUGGGGAUUAUUGCAUACUGACAGCAGAUACCAAACAGAUGCAGCACCUAUAAUACCAUCUGAUUCUAAGCAAGGCUACAAACAGAUGAAAGCCAAAAUAGGCAGCAGUCGUGUUCGUCCUUGGAAAUGGAUGCCUUUUACUAACGCUGCCAGAAAGGAUGGUGCAAUAUUUUAUCAUUGGGGUCGGGCUGCAGAUGAAGGCAAAGACUAUCCCUUUGCAAGAUUCAAUAAGACAGUUGACGUCCCCAUCUUCUCUGAUCUGGAGUACCAGCAACAUUUACAUGACGACAACUGGACGCGGCAGGAAACAGAUCACCUGUUUGAGCUGUGCAAGAGAUUUGAUGUGCGUUUUAUCAUUGUCCAUGAUCGCUGGGACCGGGAGAAAUACAAGGACCACAGUGUUGAGGACUUGAAAGAACGAUAUUAUAAUAUAUGUAACACAUUGGCCAAGGUUCGAGCACCAUCUGGUUCCGAGCCCAAGGUCAAAGCUUUUGAUGCUGAGCAUGAGAGGAGAAGAAAGUGUCAGCUAAUGAAGUUGUUUGACAGAACUCAGGAACAGGUGGAGGAAGAGGAGUAUCUGAUUGGUGAGCUAAAGAAGAUUGAGCUGAGAAAGAAAGAGAGAGAAAAGAAACAGCAAGACCUCCAGAAACUGAUCACAGCGGCAGACAGUAAUGCAGACAACCGCAAGGCAGAGCGGAAGAACACGAAGAAGAAACUGCAAGCCAGAGAGAUGAAAGUCAAAGAUGGAGGGGGAGUGGUAACACCUGAGCCUGGUGGCAUCAAAUUCUCAGACUUCAAAGCUUCUGGCACCAGUUUGAGGAGUCAAAGAAUGAAGAUGCCAGCCACGAUUGGGCAAAAGAAAACAAAAGCAAUUGAACAAGUGCUGGAAGAGCUUGGUCUUGAAUUUAACCCCAUGCCAACUGAAGAGAUAGUAAAUGGGUUCAACACACUUCGCCAGGACAUAGUUUUAUUGUAUGAGCUCAAACUGGCAAUGUCUACAUGUGAAUAUGAACUUCAGACACUGAAACACAGACAUGAUCAACUCACGUCUUCUAAGAAUGGUGGCACAUUCUCCAACUUUUUGAUGCCAUCACAAACCAAAGAAACAGAACUCCUGAGUCCCACCUUGGAUGAUAUCAUGGGAGAGAGCAGUCAAGAUGGCCAGGCCACAUCACCUGCUAAAAGGAAGUUGUUGUCUGAUACCAUUGAUGUUGUUGGCACUCCCUCAACACCCAGUAAGAAACGGAAAGCUGCAAUAGAACAAAGCAACAUUCUGAAAAAAAUCAAACAAAAAAUCUGAGAAUAUUUACAUUAACCAACUCUGAAUGGGCAUUCAGCUCACAUGACAGACUCCCACAAGCAUUUGUAACUUGUCAUUUAUAGUAAUAAAU